AGGCUGGCUGGCUGGCUGGCUGGCUUCGAUGGACUCGGCGGGGACAAAAGCGGCGCGGGAGAGCCCAGCCUGGGGCAGCUGUCGGCCGGGAGGUCGCCUGGACAUGAGCCACGGCUUUGUGCGGCACAUCCGGCGCAACCAGAUCGCCAGGGACGACUAUGAUAAGGAGAUGAAGGAAGCUAAGGAAAAGGUAAAGAAGAGGCAUACACCAGCCCCAGCCAGGCCCAAGAAACCAGAUCAGCAGGUCUAUCACCCAUGCCGGAGAAGUAGAGCUGAAACCAUAUCUGGCCUGGAGUAUGAGGGAUCCAGUGAAAGCAGCUCCAGUACAGAACCAGACCAGCUCUCUUCUGGACCAGCUCUCUUCUGCCUGGAAUAUGAGGCUGACAGUGGAGAGAUCACUUCAAUUGUUGUACACCAGGACAAUGACCCUGAUGAGGUAGCCGAGAAGGUCAGUGCUCAGAACCAGCUGGAACCAGCUAUGCGAGAGGCCCUGAGACGGCGGGUGCAGGAGGAGCUGGAGAAGCGACGGGUGAAGCGCUGAGGGACUCGUCAGGACGCCUGUGCUGUUUGCUAAUGCUUACCUGGGAAACACUUUCUGGGAAGGGGCCAGUGGGACAUGUCCCAUAGCUGUUGGUUUGAAGCCUUUAAGAGGGGCAGGGAAUUAGCUGAACCCUGGCACAAGGUAGGACUGGCCAUUGUAGCUUCCUCCUCCUGAGACACAGCUGAGACACUGUGCCCUCGAUGAGUGAUUUGGAGGAGCAGUAGCUGCAGUAGGAGAAUCUCUUUUGGGAACAGCUUGCGUUCUCUUGGAGACCUACACAGAAAGAAGCAGUCCAUUUGAAACUUGGUCAGACGUCUCCUUUAUAGCCCUGGGCAAUUGGCUCAUGACCAAACCUUCUGUCAAGGUGGUGCCGUACCCCCUCCCCUCUCUUGUGAUUAGCCAAACUGCUGGCUGUUGUAUCUCUAGGUAUUAGGUGAAUACAGACCAAGGGGGACAUUUCAUAUUGUUGCUCAGCAAUCUUUCUGUGGGUGAAAAGUGCUUGAACCCAUCUAGUAGCAUUUGGGUGAGCACUUGCUAGUUCCCUGCAAUUUGUCUUGGCAGGAAAUAUAAACAACUUUACAAUUGGAAUUCCUCAGGAUGAUUGUGAUAUGACCCAGCAUGUCUUGGGUGGGACUGGCAAGCCAGUCUUCAAAGAGCACUGGAGGGCUGCUGGUCCUGCUGCUGCAUUAUGCAGAAGGCAUUGGACUUCAAGGGGGCUGUGGGGUCAACAAGCCUUGUUCAGAUUUAGACAUGUCCUUUCUACAGCAUAUUUUUUUCUGCCUGUAGACUCUUUCCCCUCAAAAUGUUGUUUUCUAGCAUUUCAUUUAUUUUGUUAGGAUAUGGGCAAUUGACUGGGUUGCAGCUGACAUCUGGCAGGGUUUUCUUGGGGCUAGGGAUGCUGUUGUGCUGUGCUCUAUUCAUCAACAAAUCUUCUGAAAAACACGCCACAUGAUUGUUAAUAAACGCAUGCAACUUGCUGUUUCGCAUUAGUCCUUUGCUGCAACUAAGAACAGAAUCCUGGAAUUAGUUCUAAGGGCUUUGAUCCUCCCAUGACCCUUCCUCUGGAAGGAAAAUAUAUUUCUGUCUGCCUAUGUUUCCUGA
Messenger RNA from Lacerta agilis (Sand lizard), 1642 nucleotides. It is a transcript of the gene C8H2orf68, whose product is annotated as chromosome 8 C2orf68 homolog. The record is from RefSeq and is a predicted model, not a curated record. NCBI's taxonomy places the organism in Eukaryota, Metazoa, Chordata, Lepidosauria, Squamata, Lacertidae. Bases 29 to 541 code for a protein of 170 amino acids. The transcript has 4 exons.